This is a messenger RNA of Cydia pomonella (codling moth), 3822 nucleotides long. RefSeq lists its product as uncharacterized. Bases 2438 to 3658 code for a protein of 406 amino acids. The record is from RefSeq and is a predicted model, not a curated record. Lineage: Eukaryota; Metazoa; Arthropoda; Insecta; Lepidoptera; Tortricidae. The transcript is spliced from 3 exons.
CUACGCUUUGUUUUAUUAAUUUUGACCUUCUCUUUUCUUUUCUUUGAAAAAAAAAAUUACAAAAAUAUAUUUUAAAAUAAAAAUCAUGUUACCAAAAAUCUCGCAAAAAUGUGAUUAUUGUGAUAAAACAACUGCCACUAUAUUUCAUUUUUCGUUCUAUUUUAUUUUAUUUCUGCAAUUUCUUGUAGCAUUGUAUUGUAACUGUUUCUACCAUAUUUAUUAAAUAAAGUCAUUGCCAGAAUAGGGAUCAUUAUUCUCAAUUCAAACCGUAGCACUCCCUGGCGACCGUCUAACGUUAAAUAGGUCGUUUGCAUUCCUCCCAAAAACUCUGCUUUUCAAAUACAAUCAAAUGGUUUUGGUUUAGCGGAAAUUAAUCGCGCUUUCCUUUAACUAAAUACGUAUGAAGUUCUAAGAAGAGAAUUUGCAUUUAAGACAAAAUAUAAAUAGACGAAGUUUUCAAUGCAUUUUUGAAUGAAAUUAUCUGACACAUAUCAUUGAAGUGAUAUGUGUCAGUUAUCCCUUUUCCAUAAAUAUACCCCAGCCACAGUUUUAAAUAUUAUCCAAAAAUAAAAAGUAAAUGUGAUGGAUCAUGUCCUUUCUUCAUCUUUUCAUCCAAUUACCCUCUGCGGGGGUGUAGGGCUCGAAUCAUAUUCUUCUACUGACUCCGGUCCUGGGCAGCUUACUACCAGCCAGGUUUUUGGUACACAGAACGACGCCAAGUAAAUUUAGGGCGACCAUGUUUCCGUUUGCCGGGCAUCUUCCAGGUAAGGGCCACUUUGGAUAGGUGGGUGUCAGGUUUCCUGAGGAUAUGCCCAACCCAUGCCAUUUCCGCGUCACUGGUUAUGUUGGAUUGGCUAAUAUCAAAUUCUAUAGUGUCAUACCACUUGAACGGUAUUUCAGUAUUUCAAUUUAACAUGCGCGCAGCACAGUUGAGUCGUUAGUGGCACAUUCCCAUAGAGCUCAAAAAUGACUGAGCUCUAAUCAGACUUCUUUUAUACACAGUUACGCUAAUAGUUUGUUUGUUAUUAGCAAUGGCGUGAGACUCUCAAUCCGGAGGUCACGGAUUCGAAAUUAGUUACUUGGAACUUAUGUACCUAUAAACUAAUCUGGGUUACGGAUAAAGAAAAUAUCACGACGAAACCGGACUAAAGCCUAAGCCUUCGUUUCCCCUCUUGGCUUUGAAGGCAGCUUUUGUUGCCGAGCUGACUCCAGGCUACCUAAGUGAGCUAUGAAAAUCUUCUGGGACAACGCUAGGACGAUGAUGAUAUAAAAAACUUAUGGCGUUUAUUCAUAAAUGCACUGCAAGCGUUAAUAAGCUAUUAAUCGUUUCCCUUGAGCCUCAUUCGCACAAGAACUUAAAAAGCAUUGCAUUAAAAACCUAACGUUAGAAGUUCCGUAUGCUAAAUUCGAUUUAAAGGCCGACGCUUAAAGUCGCUUUUCCAACAACGUACGAUAAGAAAUCGCCACCGCCACGCCAUCGUGUGAAUAAAUAGAUACACGGGUAUCCGUUUAUGUCAUUCAAACGCCUUUUCGCGCGUUAUAAAAGCGUUUGAAUGACCCAUACCAUAGUCUGUAUUGGCUAUCCACCCCGGCUUUGCACGAGUUACACAAAACCUUAACAAAUUAUAUACCUAAACCUUCUUUAAAUAAGAUAGAUCUUAUUAGGAUCACAGCGGAAUCGAAAUAAACAUCAAUGUUGACAUGUCGUUUAGCUAUCGAUCUUCAAAGAUCUUUCCAAGAUCUUAAACGUGUCUUAAACAUUCUUCGAAUGGGGCCGUAUGUAAAAACGUAUACGUAUAAUAGUCAUAAUAGAAACUUCAUCCAGAAGUCUUAAUGUAAGUACUAUAUAAACUUAACUAUACACAAUGUUGGUUUGGGCUUAGAAAAUAGAUUUAGUCCUUGCAAGUAAGGAUUAGUAUUAAUAGUUUUUGAGUGGUUAUUUAAGUCCUUCAGGAUAAUUAUACCCUACAAGUUGUAUCAAAUGUACUUAAUUAUCGAAAAAAAUCAAAAAAAUCUGAUAGGUAGGUUUCAUAUAGUUUUGUGACAAAUUUUUAUCAGUUUUAUCACAUAUAAUUUAACGUUUUAUUUAAGUUUUUUUGUAAUGAUUUCUAUUGAUUAUGUGUGAUUUAAUUUGUUCUAUCACCAAAAUGUAUAUUAUAGUAUAGGUAAAUGUUAGACAUAUUUAUAAUUUAACUGAUUGUUGAUAAGAAUUCGAUAGAUAGUGUCGGUAAUAUUUUUCUGUCGGGUCAAGUUAGUUUAACUUCUUAAAUAUUGCGAUUAAUAAAGGAUUUUGAGUUUUUUGCUGUAAUGAUGAUGAUUCGAUAGUUAUUAAUAAUCAUAAUGACAUUGCAGAAAAGGUUCAAAACCGUAAUUUUCCAAGCUGUUUAGUUAAUGAUAUCAUUACUUAAUGAGAUAACAUAUUCAAUAUAUAUAUCAGAUGAUAACAUUACUUACUAUCAAUAGUGUCAUCACAGCAACAAUGGACGAAGGAAAACAAACGUUGCUAGACUUGCUUGAGAAGAUAGCUAAGGAACAAAAAUAUGUGAACAACACGGUAGAUCUUAAAGCGGUCAGUGCUGGAGGCUCCAAUAUAACCUCUGCGCUGUUUCUCUCGACAAUCCGUGCUAACGACAAACCAGACUUGAAACUCUUCGCAAAAGUUGCUCUCUUGAGUGACCACGUACGUAAGCAUAGUCCUAUGCGAUGCCAGUUUACUACUGAACUUUACUUCUACACUAAACUAAAGAAGCAAUAUGAAAGGAUACAAGACAAACACAACGUUCUUGAGGAUCACAGGGUGCGCAUGCCGAAGCUAUACGGCUGUUGCGACAAGUAUCUAAGUGAGACCCUAGUUCUGGAAGAUUUGGUUGCUCAGGGAUUUGAGAAUUUUGACAGGCAGCAACCUGCCGAUUUGGAAUACAUGACAGCCGCAAUCGAUCUGAUGGCCAAGUUCCACGCUUUAUCCCUUGCCUUUCACAAUGACGAUCCGGUUAGCUUUAAAGAGGCAAGCGACACGCUGACGAUGGAUAUAUCUAAAAUAGAAGCGUUGGUACCAGUCAUGAAGCCUAAAGCGAUGGCUAAUGCGCUUGCAGCGACCGAGGGUGAGAACCGAGAAAAGUUGGAGAAGUUUUUCAAACAGGAACCGUGUCUGUUUGUGAAGUUUAUGGACACAUUCCGCAGCAAAAAAAGGAAUAUACUCGUGCAUGGUGAUUUUAAACCAAAUAAUCUGAUGCAUAGGCGACGAAACGGAAAAUUGGAGAUCGUCCUAAUGGACUUCCAGCUGGUACUUGACGGGGAUCCGCUGCGGGACCUGUUGUACUUUAUCUUUACUGCCACUGACGAGGCCUUUCGUCGCUCUCACUAUCACGCCAUCCUCGACCUGUAUCACGAGCGCCUGAGCGAGGCGCUGCGUCGGUUUCAGAUUGAUGUUGAGACUGUCUAUUCGGAGAGCACGUACAGAGCGCAACUAGAAGAGUAUUCCAUGGUGGGGCUCACAAUCGCCGUGAUCUUGUUACCCUUGGUGCUAGUAGAAGAGGAAGAUAUUCCAAAUUUCGACGAUGACUACAAGAUGACUGACUUCGUAGUCCAAGGCAGCAAGCUCUACAAGGAGAGGCUUAACGGUGUGAUCAACAAUUAUGUGGAGUGGGGACUGCUGUGAGUGUCCUGUGUCCCGGCCUUCAUUGGUGAACAGCGAGCUGCCUGAAUUCUUUCAUAAAGUCUCAAUACUCAGAAAUACUCAGGAAAACGUGAACUUUCUAGGUUGUUAUUUUGAAUGUGAAUUUGCUUGUAAGAAGUGUUUUCGAAAUAAAUAAGUCAAUUGUA